AAAGCAGCUCACUUACCUUGGUUCAACUCAAACAUCUUCAGUCACUCAAAGUAACAUUUUCAGUUGAAGCUAACACAUCAAAUCAUCAUUUCACUAAACAGAGUAUCAAUGGACCAUUCGUUUUUUUCAACAUCAGGCUACCAUCAUCGUGGUCCCAUCUAUCCAUACGGAUUGCCUUCUACCACUGUAGAUCUCAUUCACACACCAUAUCCAGGAACUAUGUCUCCAAAUGGGCAGGCACCAACACCUAGGAAACAACGCCGGGAACGUACAACAUUUACGAGAGCCCAACUUGAUGAACUUGAGGAUUUAUUUAAGAAAACACGUUAUCCAGACAUUUUUAUGCGGGAAGAAGUGGCAGCUAAGAUAGGUUUACCUGAAUCUAGGGUACAAGUUUGGUUUAAAAAUCGUCGUGCAAAGUGCCGGCAACAGCAACAACAAAAUCAGCAGAACGGACGUGUAAAACCUAAAAAGGAACCCAAAGUUGAAGUGCCACCAACCACCACCACAUCAUCCACAUCUUCAUCAACAUCAACAACCACCACAACCAUUAGCAACUCAAAUUAUUCUCCUAAACAAGUGAAGGAAGAAUUCCAGGAUGUCAAUAGGUUACAACAGCAACAAGUUAUUCAACAUCAGCAACUACAUCAACAUCCAAAUGGACCCUUACAAGGUCAUUAUGCGCAACCACAACAUUUUUCACCGUCAUCAGGUUUAUAUCAAAAUCAAAUGGAAGGAUAUCAUCACAUGGAUCAAAUGUCAAUUCAACAGUCGAUGCAGAAUCAUCCACCGCCAACAUAUUAUCCACAUCAUCACUACCCUUUUCAUCAGUUUUAAUUUAAUUUAACUAUUGCUUGUAUGACGAUGUUUAACUUCACUUUCAUCAUCAACAUUUCCGUCAUUCAGAUAUACCUCUUUAAUCGUGAAAAGAUAAUCGGUUAAAUUCUUUAAUGAGGUUAUUUGUACAUUUGAGAAAAUAAAAAUUAUUCAUCUUCAA
This is a messenger RNA of Tetranychus urticae (two-spotted spider mite), 997 nucleotides long. RefSeq lists its product as uncharacterized. The record is from RefSeq and is a predicted model, not a curated record. Gene Ontology annotation, molecular function: DNA-binding transcription factor activity, RNA polymerase II-specific; RNA polymerase II cis-regulatory region sequence-specific DNA binding. Gene Ontology annotation, biological process: regulation of transcription by RNA polymerase II. Lineage: Eukaryota; Metazoa; Arthropoda; Arachnida; Trombidiformes; Tetranychidae. Gene Ontology annotation, cellular component: nucleus.